This is a messenger RNA of Marasmius oreades (fairy-ring Marasmius), 528 nucleotides long. RefSeq lists its product as uncharacterized. The transcript has 3 exons. The record is from RefSeq and is a predicted model, not a curated record. NCBI's taxonomy places the organism in Eukaryota, Fungi, Basidiomycota, Agaricomycetes, Agaricales, Marasmiaceae. The coding region runs from base 1 to 528 and encodes 175 amino acids.
AUGUCGUUGGUCUUGAGCGGCAAGUCUCCGAACUUAAACAACACCCUUUCCACUGCAGAUGAAGAAACUAUCAAACGGGUUGAAGAGGUCGCCCAGAGGAAAGGCUUCAGUAUGGCCAAAGUUGCGUUGUCAUGGGUCGCUGCAAAGACUGUCAGCCCGGUUGUCGGGAUAUCGUCGGAACAGCGGAUCGAGGAGAAUGUGGUUGAUGGUAUCGAGUUGACGGAAGAGGAGAUGAAGUAUCUGGAGGAACCGUAUGUGCCCAAGGUAGUCAGAGGACACAAGUCCCUGCAUCAAGUCUACCGUAAAGUGAUAGCCGUACUAGUUGUGGUGGUUACCGGGUUGGAUGUGCUAGUGGAGGUAGUAGAAUCCAAAGCGCCGUUGGCGGGCAUGCUUGUGCUGGAGGUGAUGAUGAGGGAGGUAUCCGCGCUACCACCGUUUGAGGAAGAAGAACCCGAGGGCCCUCCACCACCACCACCACCACCACUGAGCGACCCAACACCCCGUGGAAUCUCUGCUCCAUCCGGUUAA